Messenger RNA from Bursaphelenchus xylophilus (pine wood nematode), 1518 nucleotides. NCBI's taxonomy places the organism in Eukaryota, Metazoa, Nematoda, Chromadorea, Rhabditida, Aphelenchoididae. The record is from the annotation of a GenBank genome assembly.
AUGGUGAAACAAAACGAAGAGCUUUAUGAAAUCGAGAAGAUCCUCGAACAUAGUGUGGAGCCAGAAGGAGUUUUAUAUAGGAUCAAAUGGAAGGGCUACAGUUUGAAAGAAUCCACAUGGGAGCCAGAAAGGAGUCUGACGGUAAGGAUAAAUUUUUCGCCCAUGAAAUCGGUAUGCAAAACUAAAACAUGCCCCGACUUCCACACGAUUUUUUUAUUUUUUUGUAUGAUGCAAUUUUAUACUAACAAUAAACUGAGUAAUUUUAGUCAUGCCCAAAGAUUUUGGCUGCUUAUAAGAAGAAGAAUAAAUUGGAUGGAGAAAGGACCAUUAAGAAAACAAGAAGGCCAAAAAGAAAGCCAGUGACACAGAACGAACCGAAGGAACCCAUCGAUGAAAACGCCCCCAAGCCAUUCAAAGAGCGAUGCAAAGCCGUGAUGGCGAAUUUGAGCGCCCUAAACCAGGAAAUGUUAAGAGAUUUGCUUGGAGAUCAGGCAGAUUAUUUGUUGGAACAAGGACCAGUGGAAAAUUUUGAGAGUGAAAAUUCGAGUGAUUCCACGGAGACCUACGAAAAUCGAACAUCUUCAAGUGGUAGUUGAAAAUUUGCUUUUACAAAAAAAGCUUCAAUGUGAAAAUUCCCCUGCGCAAACUAGGAACCAUACAUAUGAGUUGGAAAAUUUCAUCUAAAGUUGUGUUAAAAUCUGAGGGUCGAAUUUGAAGCAAUUAUGAUUGAUAGUUUAUAGGACGUUUAUUUUAAAAGUUGUAAUAUUGUUUGUAAUAACCCUUCCUGGUUGCUGUUUCUCGUUACCUUAUAAUAAACUGGUUACUGAUGGUGAAAUUAUUAUUCUAGUAGGAGUAAUCUUUUGUCAUAUAUGAAAAUAUUAUCGAUGUUUUGUUUAGUUCUGGAAUGUCGCCCGCAUGAUUGUUUGACCCGCUCGUCUCGGUCUCAGUGAUCAGCGAACCCGUGCCCUGAGGCGAUACAUCCUCACGCGACUCGAGUCAUCCCUAUCCGUCUUCCUUGCAGGUACUUUUUACAGCGCGUGUGUCAUGUCCUUCCUAAUUUUAUGGUUCAAAUCGCUCGUUUAGUCGCUUAAUCGCCCGCUAUAAGAUAAUUUUUGUUUUAACGACAGACGCAAUUAGACGAUGCAAUCGUUUAACCAAACGUUUUUUUCCGCAGGCUGUUCGCAGCCCUCCAUUUGACCGCAACUAAGGCGCUUUCCGACAACGACUUUAUAAUACGACAACUACAAAAGGGCUUCGGCGGUUUCCAAAGCGCUGCAAAAAAAAGAGUGGCGCAGUAAACCGGCGUUUGAUUCAGUUGACGGUCAUGACCGUUUUUUCCCACUCCCCGUCACAGCGAGCGGCUCAUCCGCACACUGUAAAACACACAGUCAGAAGCUCACCGCAAACGCGUUCGAUGAUUGUUACGCGGGCGGCGAGCCGGCCGGCUAUGGGAAAGCCGCCCUCACGGAGUCGGCGCUGACUUCUGGAGCCGGAGAAGAAGUAAACAGCGAACAGUAA